Messenger RNA from Physeter macrocephalus (sperm whale), 2769 nucleotides. It is a transcript of the gene BRF2, whose product is annotated as BRF2 general transcription factor IIIB subunit. Gene Ontology annotation, biological process: DNA-templated transcription initiation; transcription preinitiation complex assembly. Lineage: Eukaryota; Metazoa; Chordata; Mammalia; Artiodactyla; Physeteridae. Gene Ontology annotation, cellular component: nucleus; transcription preinitiation complex. Gene Ontology annotation, molecular function: TBP-class protein binding. The record is from RefSeq and is a predicted model, not a curated record. The transcript has 4 exons. Bases 891 to 2165 code for a protein of 424 amino acids.
UAUGAGAAGGCACACUUUCUUUGGUCAUGUUUAAUUUAUAUUCAAACAUGACAUACAAAAUCUCUCAUGUGUAAGCUUGCUAGAGGCACUCUUUUGCUCAACAUUCUUUGAUCUAUACUAUCCCAUGCUAGGAACUUUGGAGCUAGAGUCUUGGAGCAUCUUAAAGCUCAGGUUUAAAAACAUCCGAAUCUGCUUGAACCCUUCAGAUUGCCAAGGGCCUCACCACCCCAUAUUCUUUCUCUCCAACUCCCUUAGACAUUCCUUGCCUAGCCUCUGAAAGCAUCUGAGGUUGCCACUCUGGAUUUUAAUUCAACUCCUUCAUUCUACAGUGGAGGAAAACAGACUGCAAAGAGAGGAAACAACUUGCUUGAGGGGAAGCCACUCUGGAAAGAGCACGAUUUCCUGCUCUCUUGAUACACUACUCUCCCUUUUAGACACAGAUUUUGUACUAUGGCCAAAAUCAACAUCCGUCACCAAAGAGAAAUGGAGAAUCUGCGAUUCCCCUAGCGCUUUAGAAAGAAGAGUUGUUCGCGGAUGGCAACAAUUUCUUGUCUGUUCUCCGUGUUCAUGCAGGUAGAACGCUCACUCAAAUGCAACCCCCAGUCUGGCCCACCUCAAAGUAACUAAAGAUUGCGGGGAAGCCGAAGACACAGGCCAGAACAGGAACCUCCUCUCCUAGAUCACGUUUCUACCCGAGUCCAAAGAGGAACGGACCGGAAGUGACGCGCAGCCGCGGAGGAAAUACCUAUAGUACCGCUGUUACGCUGGCCGGAAGAGAAAGGUGCAGACCUUACAAGGCUCCGCUCCUACUUCCUGCUUCCGCACAGUUGCUGUUGUCGACGUGAGGGGCGGGUAUCGGAAAGCUUCCUCGUCUUUGGACGGGUUGUGAGAUGCCGGGCGGAGGCCGGUGUCCCGAUUGCGGCUCCACUGAGCUCGUGGAAGACUCGCACUAUUCGCAGAACCAGCUGGUGUGCUCCGACUGCGGCUGUGUGGUCACCGAGGGAGUCCUUACUACCACCUUCACUGACGAGGGCAACCUCCGAGAAGUAACAUAUUCCCGAAGCACAGGCGAAAACGAACAAGUUAGUCGCAGCCAGCAACGAGGUCUCUGCCGAGUGAGAGACCUCUGUCGAGUUCUGCAGCUGCCACCAACAUUUGAGGACACGGCAGUUGCCUACUACCAACAGGCAUAUCAGCACUCUGGCAUCCGUGCUGCCAGGCUGCAGAAGAAGGAGGUGUUGGUCGGGUGCUGUGUCUUAAUCACCUGCCGGCAGCGUAACUGGCCCCUGACCAUGGGAACCAUCUGCACCCUGCUGUAUGCAGAUUUGGAUGUGUUUUCUGGCACCUACAUGCAGAUGGUGAAGCUCCUGGGGCUGGAUGUGCCAUCUCUGUGCUUGGUGGACCUGGUGAAGACCUACUGUAGCAGCUUCAAACUGUUUGAAGCCUCCCCGUCUGUGCCAGCUAAGUACGUGGAAGACAAGGAGAAGAUGCUGUCGCGAACGCUGCAGUUGGUGGAGCUGGCAGAUGAGACGUGGCUGGUGACCGGGCGGCAUCCCUUGCCUGUCAUCACCGCUGCCACUUUCCUGGCUUGGCAGUCGCUGCGGCCUUCAGAUCGGCUGACGUGUUCCCUUGCCCGAUUUUGUAAAUUGGCGAGCGUGGACCUGCCCUACCCCGCUUCCUCCCGCCUGCAGGAGCUGCUGGCUGUGCUGCUGCGGCUGGCCGAGCAGCUGGCCUGGUUGCAGGUCCUGAAGCUUGACAAGCGGUCUGUGGUUGCGCACGUCGGCGACCUUCUCCAGCACCGCCACAUGUUGGUCCGCAAGGCCUUUCGAGACGGAACAGCAGAGCCAGACGCGCUGGACGCCCGGGAGAAGGAGCUGCAGGGGCCGGGGCAGGGGCAAGGAUGGGGAAAAGAGGACCGGGGCGACGGCUCCUUAGAUUUGCUUGCAGGGAAGCGGCCAGCGAGCCCCGCCCUCCUCCUCCCACCCUGCAUGUUGAAGCCCCCAAAGCGGAUCUGUCCCACACCCCCUGUCUCCACGGUCACUGGAGAUGAGAACAUUUCUGACAGUGAGAUCGAGCAGUAUUUGCGUACCCCUCAGGAAGUUAGGGACUUCCAGAGAGCCCAGGCCGCUAGACAGGCUGCCACGAGUGUUCCUAACCCUCCCUGAUGCACAGCCGGGGUCUGGCGGGGGGCGGGCGCUUAACCCCAUCUGAUGGCGGCUUGCUAACAGGCCUGAUGUAGCCAGAGAAAUCAGUGUAUACAAGUCCUUAGGUAUCUCCCUUCUCAUUUAAGGGACCCAAGAGGGGCUCUGCAGUUAUUGGACCCCAGAGUCCAAGUCAGAAGGAACACGGGGACGCCUGGGUUGGAGUGUCCCAUCCCUCGGUCCCAGACAGUGGUCGCACAUACUCCAGUUCUGUGGGCUGGCUUUCUCUUGGACUGUUGGGGAAGUGCCAGGCGCCCUCCUGCUCUCGGUUCAGAUUGGAUACACCGCAGCUGCAGGGCUGGCGGGGCCUCCCUGCUGGUGUGGAGCAGCGCACAUUCCCAAUGGUAUCAGCCCUCAGAGGAUGGAACUGGGCAGCCCUCGGCCCUGCGUCCAUUCACAGCCCUUAGUGGGUUCAUGUGUACAGUGUCAGAGAUCCUCUCCCUCCUAACAAAAGGACUGGGGGUGGAGUAAGCUCAUAGCUCAACGGGCUUUGCAAAAUUUUAAUAUAUUAAAACAAGAGGCAUCUGCUAGAAAACAUUCUAUUGUAUAAAACCCGAGCUUUUAAAAA